This is a messenger RNA of Malaya genurostris, 7235 nucleotides long. RefSeq lists its product as uncharacterized. The coding region runs from base 1429 to 2553 and encodes 374 amino acids. NCBI's taxonomy places the organism in Eukaryota, Metazoa, Arthropoda, Insecta, Diptera, Culicidae. The transcript is spliced from 4 exons. The record is from RefSeq and is a predicted model, not a curated record.
AAUUCAAAGUGUGUUUUUAAAAUAUUCCAGGUUUUUGGUUAUUUUCUAGCUAAUUCAACACUUGGCAGUAGUUGUCAAGCUAGAGUAAUCGUUGAAGCUGUAAAACAUCUAUCAACUGCAGGUUUCAUUCCAAUCACAGUUAUAAUGGACCAACACGCAACCAAUAUUCAAACGGCAGAGGUGUUAGGGGUGAAUACAAAAAACCCAAUGUUUUUUGUUGAUGGAAAUCCAGUAGUGCUAUUUUACGACAGUCCGCGUUUGAUUAAAUCAAUGCGUAAUAAUCUAUUCUCCAAAAACGUUCUUUAUAAGAAUAAGAUUGCUUCUUUCCGAUAUAUACGCGAACUAUUCUCUCUAGAUGUACAAAACGUACCUCGGUUGGUUCCAAAGUUAACUAGAAAAGCUGUUUUCUUGCCACCGUUUUCAAAAAUGAGUGUAAAAAAUGCUACUCGUACUUUGAGCAGAACAACCGCAAACGCUAUAAAAUUGCAUGUACAGUUAGAGAAUCUGAGAGCUGAAGCAAAUGAUACCGCCGAAUUUAUUGAAAUUUUCGACAACUUGUUUGACGUAUUCAAUUCACGUAAUGAAUCAGAUAAACUCAAGGCAAGUAUUUGUAAUUCUUCAUGUUGUAAGCUGAUCGCAAUUACAGCAAGAAAAUUGAAUUUAGUUUUAUAAACAUCGUCGAUAAAAAUAUAUUACACAAUGAUUCCCCAUAAAAUUUUUACACGCAUAAUCUCUAAAAUAAAUCUAUAACGAAUCUGUCUAUCUGAAUCAGUACAUACACGAAGCACUUGAUUUCCAUGUUUUGAUAAUACCACAAUGUUUGCAGCCGUUGAGAGCCUCAAUUAAAGGAAAUAGCAAUCAUUGGGAGUUCUUAAACAACAUGGAGGACAUUUUCAAGACCAUGAUGUUCGUUCCAGCGACUUGCUUUGAUCCUUCUGUUGUAAUAUAGUGUGAACAAUUUUUUGUUUGGCAUUUAUUCAUUCGAUAUUUCAGGCAGUACAGGAAGCGAAUGAUUCGUUAACAUCAAUACAACGGCAUCCUCCAUGUUUGAGUGGAUAUGUACAUAAUAUACAAGCGAUCCGAGAGCUAUGGACUAUUCUGAAUACCAAAUAUGGGGUACCCUUCAUUCGAUCCAAUUUCAUUUGUCAUGAUGCGUUGGAAAAUGAGUUUUCAAGUAUUCGACGCAGUUGUGGGUUCAAUGAUACACCAAACUGCUACCAAUUUGCAGCUGCUUUAAAAUACAGUAGUGUUGCUAGAUGUUUGGAUGCUACUACAAAUACGAACUGUGAAUAUGAUGAGAUUGUUACUUUAGUUGAUAACGUAAAAGAGUCGGAACAAGAUCCACUGGCAAUCGAUACGGAAAAUUGUUCAUUGCGUUAUUUUCAAUCAAUAGAUUUUGAUAAAGUCCAAUUUCCAAAUAUAGCCGAGAUGAAUGCUCUCGUAUAUGUUGUUGGAUAUGCAGUGACAAAACUAAAACAUAGAAGGUGUCGUAAACGAAUGGUUCUGAAACACGGAGUAUUGCAGAUCCUGCAAAAUCGUUAUUCGUUCUGUAGAUUGAAACAUCAUCUUCAUGCAAACGGAUUCAAAUAUCCUAAUAAUGCAGCAAUUGAGAUCGGUACCCUUCUAUUAAUAGCUUUCAAAGAAAAAUUCUACAAUUUUUUUACCGAAAGUAGAUCAGGAGUGAAGAACAGAUUAACUGAAUAUGUUGAUUACUGUGACUAUGAGUCGUAUAUUUGCCCCACUUGUUUCGAAAGAUUUACUGACUGCCUUAUAAACACUCUAAUUAAAGGACAACUUUUGAAAAUAAAAAACAAAAUCAACAAGAAAAAUCGCAACACCAGUUUGAAAAAGAAUGGAAAAGCCCGCAGGAUGGGUAUUGAAAGCAAGCAACAGGUUAAUAAAACAGGCAAGAUGGAAAAAUAUAGGCGAACAAAUUAUAAAAUAAAACGAACCCGGCUAAAUCAAGAAUCUGAUUCAGUCCAGCCAAUUCAAAAUACAGAAAAAAAUGACGUUGUAAUCCCAUGUAGUACAAAGGAACUUAUUGGUGGUCCUAGCUCAUCAUGUGAAAAUGCUCCAAAACUCGUUGAAAAGGAUUAUGAACAAAUCGAGAUGGAAAAAUGUGUGACAAUGCUGGAAAAUUUUGUAGCUAAAUUCCCACCGCGAAAUACGAUUCGGGUCGAGCAAAGAGAUUGUCUUCACUUAUCUCUUGAAUACAUUUUAAGUACGUUCACUGAUUUUGAGAAUGAACUGCGGCACAUUUUUAUUAAGUACAAAAAAUACGGUAGAUACCUUUCCAAAAUAAUGGAAUUAACGAGUUGGAAUGAACUAUCCAAUAUCUUAGACGAGAAUCAUAAGUUAAGAAUGAUUAUUUAUCUGGAACAAAAACUGCUUCCAGAACAAGAAUUUGGAAUGCAUAGCGAAUUUUUUAGCUCAGUUCUGAUUUAUGAAUGGGGGUUGCGUGUUUUCAUGAAAAUACAUAAUUUUUCAAACCGACAAGAUGCUCUAGAACACAUCAGGUUGCAGGAAGAUAUGGUCAUUUACGAACGUGACUAAGUGUAAGUCCAAUGUAUCGGGCCACGGUCCAUUUGCCUUAUCCUCAGAGGCGUAGGAGAUGUUUCCCGCGGCUCUGCACAUGACUAAUAAUAUGGAAAUAUUUAAAUCAAUUUCAUCAGUAUUCGUCUUCAUCGCUGCGGCUUCUAGUACGAUCUAGCUCCGAUGUUUUGUAUAUUGCCUCCAGUGGUCUUAUUAUUAAUAUUAUUACCAAUAAAAAAAUACAAAAUUGAUGCGAUGAACAAAAUGUAUUGGGUCUAUUUCACACCAUACCGAAAUGAUCAAAUAUGACCGAUCUUGAACAUGGCAUAUCUGUAUACAAAAGCAGCAUUUUUGAUUUGUUGUUUAGAAUAGUAUGUUAAUAAUCGAAAGGGGUGAAAUGUAUUUAUAUCAGCUUUUGUUUUCUAACUCUUAGUUAUUCGCAAUCUCUUUCCAAAGAUUCAUAUAAAUAUCUACAAUGGUUAUUAUAGUUUAUUCGAUUGCCAAAUUUCUCCGCAGAAUACUUUUGUGAACAUGGCUGCACUUCAAUUAAAUUGUUGCACUUUGUAUGAAAAUCUUCAGCUUGCGAAAAAACUAAGAUUCAGUAUAGUAUGUAGUAGAUGUUAAAAAACUGAAUUUGAAUGUUCGAAUGAUCACUUGAAGAAUACCUUCUUCAUCAGGAAAAGCCUUGGUUUUCCUCGUUCAGUUGAGCUGCUCUCAGAAAGUUAUCCGGAUAUCAUGGCCUAGCUACUACCUGGUCGUAGUGGCAAAUGCGUUGUAUGAAAAAGAUCGAAGUUUUUCUAAAUGCAAAAUGCCAAACGAAGAAGGAGAACUUGUCGUUAAACAGCCUAAUUUGCUACUCCCAUGCAGAUUAACACAAUUAUCCAAUUGAACAGCAUAAAUACAAACACUUUCAUCAUCGCCAGGUAUUUGCUGACCUUAUACAUGCAAUUUGAAAUAGUGUUCAAAUAGUUUGACAUGUGAAUUGUAAAUAUAGGAACUCAGCAGCGGUGCCAGUUUAACGUCAUUGUUGCCAGUUUUACGGAGGACCGUGAUGUGCAUCAAAAAAAGAUCACCAGUGUCUAGUCUAUAUAUUUGUUUAUGCCUUUCUCUUAAUUGUUAAUAUGAGAAUAUAUUCUAGAAAGUUGACCUCUACUCCCGAUAUAUCUGGGACUGGAUCCCGAAAAAACCUCUUUGAGACAUUACUAAGGCAUAUUUUGCAUAUGUAAUCUAGUAAUUCCGUAACUCCAUAUGAAAAUCUUUUUUUUUUUAACUAUAAGACCUUCCACUCGCAGUGGCAAGUCCUCCGAGACAAUGGGCCGUAUGAAUAAAAUGUAGUAAAGUCUGUUGUUUGUAGUAUCUUCUCAAAAACAUAGUCCACAGAGUAAAACACGUUUGGUUUUGUUUUAAUUAUUCUACUUCACUUUAUCAGCAAAUACACGAGUAGCAACCUCUGGAGCUACCUACCGAAAAAUUGUAGUAAAUACUACAUGUUCGAACGUUGUUGUGUAGUAAAGUCUCUGCUUUUGACAGGAACGUGAUCCACAUGCAGCAUUUACUACCGAAAUUCAAGCAUGCUACGUUUUAUUCAUAUGGCCCAAUACGUUGGCAGGGCCGGUGAAACUUGUUAAGGCCAGGUGGGUAAUUUUUCGUAUCUGGGGGAACGACCCCCUAUUUUCAAGUAUACCUUAAUUUUAAUGAAAAUUUUAUUUAUCCCUUAAAAGAGCAAGAUCGAUUUUUUUAAUAUUUUGUUUCGAUAUAACUUUGCAUUAAACGCGUAAAUUCGAAGUUUUAAACGUUUCCGAUUUUUUGUUUCAAAACAAAAUUGCACAUUUAAGCAUUAAAUACGACAUAAAACUACUAUGGAGUUGUUCAAACGGUUGACGUAGGACUACUCAACUAGUGUCAAAAUUACUUUGGCAGUAAUUUUGACACUAGUUGAAGUUGCUUUGAGGAUUGAGACAGCUGUCUUUUGUGUUCCCUUCAAACUUAUUUGUGUCAGUGAAUUUUCGCAAUUAACUUUUUGAGAAUUUUUGUUACCCUGACAGUUAAGUUUGUUGGGAUUGAUGAUGGAAGGUGCUGAACUCGUUCGUCCAGUAGUUCGUGAUUGAGGUUACCCUGCAAUAUCCUCGAAUAUGAAAAAAUUGCCGAAUUUCGAUCAAAAUGUGUCUCGUGCGGAAAAUAAAUCCACAAACGGUCUAGCCGCUGAUGUGCAUAUCACUUUAGUCGAAAGGUUCCGGGACUGAUUCAAAGAAAUGUCAUAUUAACCUCAUUUUCCGAAAGUUCCAAAUUUAAGAUGAUAGGUGUCAAACUUUCACGUCAAUCGGACUACAAACACUAAGCCUACCGACAUAUAAGUGACGUUACUUAUUUAUUGAUGAAAAAAUGAAAAUAACUAUUUCCGUUUAUUGAUAAAACAUUGCUUUUCAAAGGGAUAAAACCACGCAAGCCCAACAAGUUUGAGAAGUGUUAUCCAUAUUCGGAUUAAAAAUAAAGAUUUGUGGUAUUAUGACUUUAAAAUUAAGCAAGUUUUGAAAAUCCUAGUUAUUUCCUGGACUUUUUGAACGAUGUGUUUUUGUAGGGUAGUAUCGAACCGCACAGAGUGCAAGUCAAUGCGAUACUGAAUCUUGUUUUUAUGAGCGAUUUUCUUAAAUGCGAACGCACUCAUUCAAGAGCAGAAAUCUUGUAGAAACCGCAGCUUAUGUAUAUAAAAUUGCCGUAUCUGUUGGAGGAAAUUAUGACAAUGGUUUGAGAAACUGGAAAAAUUAGAAAUACUUUGUUACUAAUUGAAGAUUCGAUCAUCAUUAUCUGUGAUAUCGAAUAUCAGUUAAAAAUGUAGAUGUUCAAAACCUGACCGCUGUUUGUACGGUCUUAUUUUCUGUAUUUUGAAUUUGCACCCCAGUAUAGAAAACAAAAAUGUAAUCCUACGUCAAAAGUUUUUUUUUAUUUAUGUGAAGAUAAAGAACGGAAAGGUGAGAUGUGAAGGUUCGUUUGAGCAAACAGAAAUCACGUCUCACCUUGCUGUUGCAUAUCUUCACAUCCUUCCAUUAUUAUUCUAAGUUACAAAUCUUCUAAUUAUGAAUCAUACUAAUAUUACCAUUGUUUAUCGAUCGAAAUUUCAGGUGGAUAAUUACCCACCUUUGGAAUUUUCGGAUGGGUAGUACAACCCACCGUACCCACCUCUUUCACCGGCCCUGUACGUUGGUACAUAAGAGCUACAUUCCUCGAAAAAAAUCCUGUAAUUUUUCAUUUUAUUAAAUGCACAUAAAUGGAACGUCGCAGUUCACGCAAAUUUACGUGCAUACAUAUUCACAAUAUUAUGUCUAAAACUCCAUGACAUCAAAUUCAUUGAAAUAAACAAGAAAAAGUUAUAAAAGCGACUACUGUGAUAUGAAACGAGAACCAUCAGAUCACAAAGUACGUCCGUUGAUCGACUGAGCCACAGAAGCACACAUCUGCUUGGCUGGUAAAAGAAGCAUUUAAAUUCAUACAGUCUAACCCUCAAGCCGAUUACACAUUACAGACUAAACCAGUAAAAUUCAUGCUAAUCCAACAAUAAGUCAUUACAAAUGAAAUUUCAUGUCAUUUGACAAAUUAAGUCUGUGUGAACUACAUCGUAUGAGAGAUUAAGACACCUGUAAAACUCAAUUUUUGUCCCGGAGUGUAAGAUCAACGAUUCAGGGCUCCUAUUGCUUCUCUAUGUACUCAAAUUAUUAUCUGUUCUCAAACCUCAAGCCAUCUCUGAGAACUCUAUAUGAGUUUCAUUUUGGAGUUUUCGACCGUUACUUCUGGAAUCUGAAACCGUUUUCAGUCAUAAUGAGUUUUACCAUCAACUAAUAUGACCUAAAAAUUGGAAUAGUUCUGAGGCACGUUUAGAAGAUAUCAUCCGUUCUUUACGAAUCGAAACAUGGAAGCCAUCUCGGACCAAUCCUGUUCAUGCUAUUCGUGAAUAAUCGAUGGAGUCUCAUUUUUGCCUUUCUCAUGUAGUAAGGAUAUGCAAUUAUUGUGAAUACCGACUUUUAAACCGAGGUUAUUUGCAUUCAAUGUUUUUAUCCGGUUUUUACGUCAAAAAAUAUUUAAACGGGUUUAACAAAUUAACUUGCACUUAGCCGAUUUAGGCCUUAAGCUGUUCAAUGCAGUCAUUAUUGACUCUCGAAUGUGUGAUCUUUUACCUUACCUUACCUAACAGCUAUAGUCCUGGGGUAUCCUUUGCUGUCGGUCUCAGAAGAAGUAAAUUUACACUUUUUGCUUAGGUGUGUGGAUGUUUGUUCUCUGUUUAGUAAUCAUACAUAAUAACUGUUUACUGACACUGCAUAUAGAAUGCAUGUGGUAAUUCAUGCAGGUCCCAUUCAGUGCGGUUUUCUGCAUCUGUAUUUAUAAUGUUUUCUAGUCCUACUUAGAUCUGCUUAGGUUCUGUUUUCGGUUAUUGAUACUAUGGGUAUGUAAAUACUUUAACGAAUUGAAUAGGAACAAGUUACCGGCCGUAGCUCUCGCACUGAAGAAGGUCUGUCCAUUAACCACUUUGACCGAAAUUGGCACCGAAAAGGGUUCCAGUAUGGUUUUCAUUCAUGUAUUAUUGAUUGCUCUGUGAAGUGCGACCAACAACCAGCACAAACUGACAUAUCUCUGCUCACUCCUAGACAUCCUGUUCCGACACGACCUUAUAGCAAGCCAAAAGGUAAGAGCAAUGAGCUCAAUCUAGGGUG